Messenger RNA from Rotaria sp. Silwood1, 2533 nucleotides. The record is from the annotation of a GenBank genome assembly. Lineage: Eukaryota; Metazoa; Rotifera; Eurotatoria; Philodinida; Philodinidae.
AUGAUGACAACAAUGAAAUCUAUUGAAUGUUUGCCGAACGAACUUUGGUUAUUAUUUAUGAGUUUUCUUCCACCAAUCGAUCUUUAUAGAGCAUUGACUGGUCUUAAUCAUCGUAUUAAUUAUUUACUUUCUUCUAUGACUCCACGUCCGGUUCUCGAUACAUCGCAAUGUGCUGGUGAUGGAAUAUGUUUUUCUGAUCUUCUUCAAUUAAUCGAAGGCAAAGAUAUUUGGUCUCAAUUUCUUCUUUCUUCAAUAGAUACAAUUCGUCUUUAUGACACACUUGCUAGUGAUACACUUUUUAAAUACUAUCAAUCUUCAAAGCAUUUUUCUUCACUUCGUCGAUUGUAUAUAACAGGAAUUUCUGAUGAAAUCGAAAUAUCACAACUGUUUGUUCCAUUAUCUACUACGCUUUGUGAUGUUUAUUUUACAUUUGAUGCACCUAUGUGCAGCUCAUCGUACUAUAAAGUGGUAAAUGGUUUUACUGAUCAUGGUUUAUCAUUUUAUCGUAUGGUAUUUGAUGUUGAAGAUGAUGAUAUUAGUGAAUAUUCGGAUUCAUAUGAAUAUGAAUGGAAACGAAUGUAUUUACCAAAUACUGUUUAUUUAUCACUCUAUAUCAAGCGAUUAGAUGAUCUAUUCAAUCUUCUUGAUACUCAAGCAUUACCUGUUCUUGAUCAUCUCAGUGUUGCUUUUAUCACACGUGAUCUCAAAUACGAUGUAAAAAUGAUGAAUGUUAACAAUAUAACAAGUCGUUUACGUUCUCUCAAACUCAGUCACAUGUCAAUGAACAAUCUUCUCAUCUUUCUUUCAUUCGUUCAUAUGCCUUUACUCGAAAAGCUCACACUGAUUGAUAUUCAUGAUAAUACACUCAAUCGCCUUAACGAGUUUCAAAAAUAUUUUGAGACAAAGAAAAAUCUUUCUGCUCUUCGUCCAUCAUCAUUUCGAUUUCUACUUCGUUUUCCUGGUGAACUUGAAAGUAAAUGGAAUAAAUAUCGUUAUUUGCAAUGGCCACUUGAUGUUGUCAACAUUGAUCAUUGUCUUGAAGAGCAUCGUUUAUCUGAAGUGGCAUACUAUCGUUCACGAACAUUAUCACUACCAAAGAAAUAUUCUCUUCUUAUUUUUACUCGUUCAUCUCUGCCCUUCCAUCGAAUCAUACACAAUUAUUCUGCUGUAAUGGCACUCAAACAAACAUCAUCAAUUGAAUGGACUUGCGAUUACCUUGACAAUUCUGAACAAAUUUUUGAAGUUUUGUCAAAGUUUGGGACGAUAAAGAAACUCAAAAUUGGAACAUGGUUAGGAACAAAAUUGCAAAAUGUAUGUGAAAGUCUCAUUACUCAAACGCGAUUUGGGAAAGACUAUUCCAAGUCCUCAUGUACACAUCUGAAUCAACCUUUUUCUCAUAUUAUUGACACGCAUGGAUCACAAUAGUUGCUAUCUGAGCUGAGCAAGAAUUAAAUCUCUCGAGUACGAGUACUUUGUCCAGCUCUGGUUGCCACACUAUAGGGAUCUAAAACGAAGUACGCAAUAUAAGAACUUCGUAAAGAUUAAUGACAGGUAAUAGAUAUUUGUUCCAAAAUCGAAUAUUUCUCCAACAAAAAGAUAUUAAAUUGAGAAAGUGAUCUAUGUCAAAACUGUUUUUCUGAAGUUUUGAUGCAUGAAAUGCGCAAACUUCAAGGUUUGUCCACAGCACUUGAGUUUCUUUUUAAGCAACUCAAAUACUGUAUGUAUGAGAGAAAAAAGUCAAUCAUGUAGAAAUAAAUAAAAGAAAUCACUACGUCUCUGUUAGCUGUUUAAAAAGUUAUGUGUGCUUGAGUGAUAAGAGGACAGUUUCUCGUUGAGCAAAAUUUAUAUUGAUGCUUGAAUAUUCUUUUAUUUUUAGAUUGCUGCUAAAUCUAUUAUCUUUUCAUCACCAUCUAGUCGACUCCAAUUAGAUAAACUUCAUUCACUCACAUUCUUCAGAACUGAGAGUUCAGACAACUUUCUAUGUAAAUCGCAACAACAUUUCUUUCUCCGUGUACUUCUUUCAGCAACAACGCAACUUGUUAAAUUAACUAUCAAUUGGAAUUAUAUCAUGAGCAUCGAUUCAAAUUUUACCAGAGAACAUUCUGCUAUCUCACCUCUCCUCAAUUUACGUCAUUUACAUUUGUGGUAUUUCAAUCUAGAUGGUAAUUAACAGUUGUCAACAUUCUAAAAACAUAAAGACAUGAGUUUACCUAAAACAGAUACCUAUUUAUGUGAAUAUUAAUCGUGAGAUGAAAACUAUCACAGAUAUGAUUGAUUUGGAUUAUUAGUCAUUUCAGUAACUAUUUUAUGCUUCAAAUUUUGAUCUUGAGGAAAAUAGGCUAACAGAUUUCACCAUUAAAUUCAAACUUACUUUUUCAUUUAUUAAAAGGAAUAAGAGAACAUCUGAUAUGAUGAAAUUAUCCGAACGGAAACGAUCUUAAACAGUCAAUUUUAUUUUCUCUUUUUAGAACAAAUAAAUUUAUCAAAGUUGACCGACAUUUCUCUGUUAUCGAAAUUAUUUCCAAAACUUAUU